AUAGUCCAUUUAGAUAUUGACUUUAGAUAUUAGUCUCGGAGAUGCUCUUAAAUAAGAAGAACCCGCUAACUACAACUGAUUAACCACAAUCUCUUCGCACCUUCAAACCAGUGAAUCGCACUGAUACAAAUCUCGCACCACUUCAUCAAAGAAAAUAUCACAGGCGGUGUUUUUUGUGUUUAAAUGGCGAAUAGAGCUCAAAUUCCGACUAAUAAUUCCGCGUUAAUCGCGAUGAUUGCUGAUGAGGACACAAUAACUGGCUUCUUGCUUGCUGGAGUCGGAAAUGUUGACUUGAGGAGGAAGACAAAUUAUCUAAUUGUGGAUGGAAAAACUACUGUUAAACAAAUCGAAGACGCAUUCAAAGAGUUCACCGCAAGAGAGGACAUUGCAAUAGUUUUGGUCAGCCAAUAUGUUGCCAAUAUGAUUAGGUUUCUGGUUGACAGCUACAAUAAACCAAUUCCAGCAAUUUUGGAGAUUCCUUCAAAAGACCAUCCAUAUGAUCCUGCACAUGACUCUGUUCUUUCUCGGGUGAAGUACCUCUUUUCAUCUGAAUCAGUGGCAUCUGAGCGGCGUUAAUCUGUCUGUUAUUUAUGUUAUAUCUUGUUAUUUGGUCCAGCCGCCAGUUUCUGUAGUAAUUUGUUUGUUAUGAAUCAGUUUUGGAACUUCAUAACGGAUUUUAUUUAUGGUUCCGAGUGGAUAUGAUAUUAUGAAUAAAAUGAGUGCUGAUAUAUGUA
Daucus carota subsp. sativus is the source of this 734-nucleotide messenger RNA. RefSeq names its product V-type proton ATPase subunit F. The coding region runs from base 184 to 576 and encodes 130 amino acids. Gene Ontology annotation, molecular function: proton-transporting ATPase activity, rotational mechanism. The record is from RefSeq and is a predicted model, not a curated record. Lineage: Eukaryota; Viridiplantae; Streptophyta; Magnoliopsida; Apiales; Apiaceae. The transcript has 5 exons. Gene Ontology annotation, biological process: proton transmembrane transport. Gene Ontology annotation, cellular component: membrane; proton-transporting V-type ATPase, V1 domain.